This is a messenger RNA of Glycine soja, 855 nucleotides long. RefSeq lists its product as uncharacterized. The record is from RefSeq and is a predicted model, not a curated record. Bases 1 to 855 code for a protein of 284 amino acids. The transcript is spliced from 5 exons. Lineage: Eukaryota; Viridiplantae; Streptophyta; Magnoliopsida; Fabales; Fabaceae.
AUGCCGUCACCGUUCGUGCCGUUAGUCUCCGUCUGCACAGUCGUCGUCAUGUUCUACUACGUCGUUGUAAGUGUCUCUUCCCUCUUUGUCGGUUUCUCGCGCUUUCAUGGUUGGUUUGGAUCGGACUUAAGUAGGGUUAUAGGAAGAGUCUUAGGGAGAGAAGUAAGUCACGAUGCUGAUGAAGUUCCCAAGCAGCAAAGACCCACAACAUUUGCACGUAGACAAUGGGAAGCUGCACCUAUUGAUAAGAAUGUUGAGCAUGUGGAUCGUGCAGUUGACGAGGUUCAUGAACAGCCUAAAGUACCAGUUACUAAUGCUGAGGGUUUUCUAGGUAAACCCUACGACACAUCAGUUUUGAUGGACUAUGUUCAUCAUAUGAUAGUGAUAGUUUGGAAUAGAGAGGAACAUCUUGAGUUGAAGUUGUCCUCCCAUGAAAGGAAGGUAGAGAAAUUUGGCAGACCUGCUCUAGAAAUUGAAGGCUUAGUGGCUGCCAUAGGAUUAAGUCCUCUAAUUGCUUUUUCGUUGGACACUGAUGAUCGGAGACUUAUUUUUGCAUUUGCAGAGAGGUGGAAACUAUGGACUGUAGCAGCUCGAGCAUAUCUCUUGCAUCUGGUAGGUUGCACACUCUUUGCUAACAAGAGUGUCACACACGUGCAUGUGGUAUUCUUGGAUGCAUUUCGUGACCUGAGCCAGACAGGAAGCUACGCAUGGGGAGCUGUUACACUAGUCCAUAUGUAUGAAAAUUUGAAUGAUGCGUCAAAGAGCAGUGUUAGGCAACUUACAGGAUAUAUCACACUAUUACAGUGUUGGAUCUACAAGCAUUUUCUUUCUGUUACUUCUUCUAUUGUUGCUUGA